UUUCUAGAUUUAUUUUCCGAUCCGCUCUAACGAAGGAGUGAAAAAUCGCAUCGCCUUUCAGAAGCAAUGUAGCAGAACAGAGGACACUAUCUCUUCGGUCCAGAGAGCGGGAGGGAGUUUGGAUAAUAACCCAUGCUAGAGGAGAGGCGGCGGCAGCAACAGCAACUUCUUCGGAGUCCAAUAGAAAGAAAAUGCUUCUAUAUUCUUCAGAGGACAAAGACGAGGAAAACCCUCCUGCAAAUCCACGCUCUUAUGCUUCGGAACGCCAUCGAAACCAAUGUCAGCCUUCUCACAAAAUUCAUUACCACCUCUGCCUCUCUUGCUCUUGUAGCUUGCAUACCUGAACCACUCGCUAUUGUACGUAAUGCCCGCCUGAUGUUUGAUAGUUGGGCCCACAAAGACGAUACUUUACUUUGCAAUUCCAUGAUCAGAGCUCAUGUGGGUAUGCGUCAAUUUGCCGAGUCUUUCAUUCUGUAUAAGGAUCUUAGGAGGGGCACAGGUUUCCUUCCCGAUAAUUUCACAUUUACUGUGUUGGCCAAGUCCUGCGCUAAUAUGGCCAUUUGGGAAGGUCUAGAGAUACAUGGUCAUGUUGUAAAGAAUGGGUUUUGUUUAGAUUUGUAUGUUUCAACAGCAUUGAUUGACAUGUAUGCAAAGUUGGGGGAGUUGGGUAUGGCAAGAAAACUGUUUGAUGAAAUGAAGGAAAGAAAUCUGGUAUCAUGGACAGCUCUCAUUGGUGGUUACGUCAGGUCUGGAUGUAUGGGUAGUGCAAGGGUACUUUUUGAUAAGAUGCCUGUAAAAGAUUCCGCAGCAUAUAAUGUAAUGCUCGACGGUUACGCUAAAGUUGGAGAUAUGGACUCAGCUCGAAGUUUGUUUGAGAAUAUGCCUGAUAGGAAUGUGAUCUCUUGGACCAGUAUGAUAUACGGAUAUUGCAAUAUUGCUGAUGUUUUAUCUGCUAGAUCGCUAUUUGAUGCCAUGCCAGAGAAGAACCUUUUGUCUUGGAAUGCAAUGAUCAGUGGAUAUUCCCAAAAUAAAGAACCCCAUGAAGCAUUGAGAUUGUUUCAUGAAAUGCAGACAAGCACGUCAUUUGAACCAGAUAAAGUUACAAUCGUAAGCAUCCUACCAGCUAUAGCUGAUUUGGGUGCUCUUGAAGUGGGAGGUUGGGUUCAUCAAUUUGCUCGCAUGAAGAAAAUUGAUAGAGCACCUAAUGUCUCUACUGCGCUGGUCCAUAUGUAUGCAAAAUGUGGUGAAAUUUUGAAAGCAAGAAGAGUUUUUGACAAUAUGUCUAACAAGGGACAAGCGUCUUGGAAUGCUUUAAUAAAUGGAUUUGCAAUUAACGGGUGUGGUGACGAAGCAUUAAAAGCAUUUUUGGAGAUGCAAAGUGAAGGAGUUAAACCAAAUGAUAUAACUAUGAUAGGUGUUUUGUCUGCAUGUAACCAUAGUGGUCUGAUAGAGGAUGGGAAGAGAUGGUUUAGAGCAAUGAAUGAGCUUGGGCUGACACCAAAAAUUGAUCAUUAUGGAUGUAUGGUUGAUUUAUUAGGUAGGGCAGGACUCUUGGAGGAAGCUGACAAGCUGAUCAAGAGUAUGCCUUACGAGGCUAAUGAAAUAAUUCUGAGUUCUUUCCUAUUUGCUUGUGCAAAUUCUAAGGAUGUUAACAGGGCUCAGAAAGUAUUAAAUGAGGCUCUUAUUAUGGAGCGAUGGAAUGAUGGAAAUUAUGUUAUGUUGAGGAACCUGUAUGCCAUGCAGCAAAGAUGGAGAGACGUUGAGGUAAUUAAGCAAUUGAUGAGAAGAAAUGGGGCAAAGAAAGAGACAGGUAGUAGUUCUAUAGAGGUUGAUGGUAGAGUUUCUGAGUUCAUAGCUGGAGGUACACAACACCCACAAUGGAAUUCAAUACAAUCGCUGCUGGGGCGGCUGUUGAUACAUAUGAAGGACUAAGGGGUACAAGGUGUUAUCUGUUAUCUAGUUACUUUGUUUAAAAUAUAAAAAUAUUUUGUUUUUGAAAUUUAAUAUAAAUUUUUUUUACAACAUUUUUGUAUUU
Molecule: messenger RNA, 2035 nt
Organism: Manihot esculenta (cassava)
Lineage: Eukaryota; Viridiplantae; Streptophyta; Magnoliopsida; Malpighiales; Euphorbiaceae
Product: pentatricopeptide repeat-containing protein At2g44880
Exons: 1
Coding region: 133-1932 (599 amino acids)
Biological process (GO): RNA modification
Molecular function (GO): protein binding; RNA binding
Source: RefSeq, a predicted model, not a curated record